AUGGAUACUGAUGCAGAAAGAGAACAGCUGCUUAUUAACAACCCUUCAAAGUCAUCGUCGGUUAAAUGCGAUAUAGUCAAUGAAUGCCAAAUGUUCUUGAAUGCAGAAGAUGGUGGUGGUGAUGCUCAUACAAAUAUGAAUCGAAGUGCUACAAAUGAUACUGUUCUAUUGAGAUUUGCUGGUGUAAAAUAUAUCACUACAUUUUUUUGUAAUAAGUUAAAUAAUAACCUACAAAUGGUGAAAAGAAGAAAUGCAAAAAAAAGCAAAUCUAAUUUUUUUACUUCUACUCCUUAUCCAACAAGGGCAAUUAUAUCAGAGGAUAUUAUUGUAGAUUCUAAUCCGGAACAUGAUCUUGAAGCCAACGAGAAACAAAAUGAAGGUACAUCCAAAGCUCAAGAAUCAGAGGACUGGUUGCCGAGUACAGUGACAGUUUUAGACGCCCCUGAUGGAGGUAAAGUUUAUUUGGUAGGAACUGCUCAUUUUAGUUUGGAGUCACAGGAGGAUGUUUCUAAGGUAAUACAAAAAGUGUGUCCACAUAUGGUAAUGGUGGAGCUGUGUGAGCAACGCACCAACAUCCUAUUACUUGAUGAAGAAAUUAUAUUGCGGGAGGCAAAGAACAUUAAUAUAGCAAAGAUAAGGGCAACAAUGGCUCAAAAUGGUGUUUUCAAUGGCUUAAUGUAUAUUCUACUGCUAAACAUGACAGCUCAUAUAACGAGAGAACUUGGUAUGGCGCCCGGGGGAGAGUUCCGGCGGGCUAUGGCGGAGGCCAAGAAGAUUCCAAAUUGUAUCGUGCAAUUAGGAGAUCGUUCAAUAAACAUAACUCUUCAGAGGGCUAUCUCGUCCCUUUCGUGGGGACAAACUAUACGAUUCAUAUGGCAUUUACUUACCUCUAACCAGAAUAUCAGCCUGGAGGAGGUAGAGCGUUGCAAGCAGAAGAAGAUGUUGGAGGAUAUGCUGGAGGAGAUGGCGGGGGAGUUCCCGCCGCUGAAGCGCGUGUUCGUGGUCGAGCGCGACAUGUACCUGUGCCACUCGCUGCAGGUCGCCGCCAUGCAACCGCGCCGUGAGCCGUGUCGGAUAGUAGGCGUGGUGGGCAUCGGACACGUGGCCGGCAUCGUCGAACAUUGGGGCAAGAUGGAGCCGCAGGAUAUAUCGCCUUUGCUCCAGAUCCCGGCGGCGUCGCUGUCGACGCGCGUGCUGCGCGUGUCGGCGCGCGCGGCGUGCGCGGGCGCGCUGCUGUACGCGCUGUACCGCCUGGCGCCGCGCCGCUGGCUGCCG
Molecule: messenger RNA, 1275 nt
Organism: Brenthis ino (lesser marbled fritillary)
Lineage: Eukaryota; Metazoa; Arthropoda; Insecta; Lepidoptera; Nymphalidae
Source: the annotation of a GenBank genome assembly